Carassius gibelio (silver crucian carp) is the source of this 5429-nucleotide messenger RNA. RefSeq names its product zinc finger protein 521. Gene Ontology annotation, cellular component: nucleus. Gene Ontology annotation, biological process: regulation of transcription by RNA polymerase II. NCBI's taxonomy places the organism in Eukaryota, Metazoa, Chordata, Actinopteri, Cypriniformes, Cyprinidae. The record is from RefSeq and is a predicted model, not a curated record. Bases 241 to 4200 code for a protein of 1319 amino acids. The transcript is spliced from 2 exons. Gene Ontology annotation, molecular function: RNA polymerase II transcription regulatory region sequence-specific DNA binding; DNA-binding transcription factor activity, RNA polymerase II-specific.
ACUGGGCGUGAGUGCUCAGAGAUACUGCCCUCUGUAGUGAACGGCGGGAAUUACACGUCUCUACAGAAACUGGGUGCAAAAUACAUACCGCCUUUCGGGUUGAAAAUAAAUAACUUCUAUCAUUAAAAUCAUGCAAGUUUGUAAAUCGUACUUUCCCAAGGAGAUACUAAACAAUAACAAAAACGUUGGUUACGCUUCUUAAAUGUAAUAUUGGCAGAGGAAUCAUCUGGUGCCUAAAAAAUGCUUGGGUUUCAAGAAACAAAAUCUACUGGAAGUCCUAAAACAUACAGUUGUGUGGCAUGUUCAGCUACUUUUCAUAAUUUGGCAUCACUCCUGGUGCACCAAGCGUCUCAUGCAAGUGAUAUCUCUCAACAGCCAGAAUCAGCAUUACCUACUUGUGUCAGCUGUGGAAGCUUAUUUACGAGCCAAGAUCUCCUUGAAAAACACCACUGUGCAAUGUUGCCCACUCCAGCAUCUCCAGUCCACACCUGCAUAUGUGACUGUGGCGAGGAGUUUAGUGAUCUUACAGCUCUUGAAGACCACAAAAAGCAACAUGGGUCAGAAGACAAGGUCAAAUCAGAUUUGGAGAGUAUUCCAGUUGUGCCAGAUAACAAAACAGCCUCCAGCCAUCCUAUCUCAGACCAAGUUUUUCACAGUCUUUCGCCAUCCCAUUCCCAUGAAAAACCCCUUGCACAAAAUCCACCUUCUACUUCAAACACUGACAUCAAGGAGAACAAAUCCAAUGAAUCUGCAGACAUGAACGGCAACAAAUCUGCAGACAUGGACGGCAACAGAUCUGCACACAUGGAUGGCAACAAAUCUGCAGACAUGGAUGGCAACAAAUCUGCAGACAUGGACGGCAACAAAUCUGCACACAUGGAUGGCAACAAAUCUGCAGACAUGGAUGGCAACAAAUCUGCAGACAUGGACGGCAACAAAUCUGCAGACAUGAAAAACAAUGAAUCUGCAGACAUGGGUGACAAUGAAUCUGCAUAUAUGGACAGCUGCGAAUCUGCAGACAUGAAAAGCAACGAAUCUGCAAAAAUGGACGGCAACGAAUCUGCAGAUAUGGAUGGCAACGAAUCUGCAGACAUAGACAGCAACAUCUUGAAGCCAUCUGAAUCCCACAGUGUUACCGAAGAGCAAGUGCAGUUACCUGAACAGGACAAUGAUGCUUUACCAUCCUCCAACGUGGUAAACAACUCUGUGCAAGACAAUGAGAAAUCACCAGAAUCUAGUGAAGAUUCAGCUGCAUUUAAUAAGAAAUCAAUCCUGAAGAUGCUAGCAUCUGCUUACAUGAGUCAUAGACAACCUGUCCAAAUGAAACAGAGGAACUUGCCCCCCAGAAAAGUUUCACCAAGAGCACCAAUACAACCUGCGAUCAUCAUGACAAUACCAAAACCCAAGCCACUGGAGAAUCAGUCAAAGACAAAAAAAGACAACACCAUGGUCGGAGUGAAAACUGCAAAGAUGUUGCCUAAGAAGAGCAAGAUUAUAUCUGUGACACAAACUCUCUGUCCUGUGGUGGUUCUUGAAACUCGCCAAAAACUUGUUGGCCGGGACAAUGUGGAAGGCAGACAUCAGUGCAGACUCUGCCGUAGGGUUUUCCAAGACGUAGACACCUUGAUAAUGCAUCAUGCCCUGCAUAAAAAAGAACGAGUAAAAUUUUGUCUUUGUUGUCAACAAUUUGUGAUAACCAUAAUCUCCGUCCCAGAAAGCCAUGUCUGCUAUGAUGGAUUUUCUAGAAACCAUCAACCUUUGAUGGGAAAAAUGUCUCUGAAACCAAUCAGCCCUACAGAUCAACAGGCAGAAAAAAUGUUCUACUGUUCUUUAUGCAAGCGUGGCUACACACGCAUACGCAGCCUCAAAAAGCACAACUGUCCCUGUAAAAAUUCUCUGAAAUCCCCGACCACUGUAGGCACCAGCGGUAAUGUCAAACUUCAAAAUUUGGAGGAGUGCAAUAGAGCUUUCCUAAACUCGAAAACAAAUCAAAUGUCAACACAGCAUAUAGAUAUUGGUGUAGGCACGGAGUCGGUAAAGAUUGAGGAACAGACCACAGAACUUCCUAUCGGCAAAAAAGAUCAGACUGGGCUGAAGAUGCAGCUGAAGGACCAGUUAAAUCCCCCGAAAACCCUUGAAUCCGUCUUUGCCAGUGUUUCUAACGCCAAACCAACUGAACCAACUAAAAACUCAGUUGAAUUACCAGCCAACAUAGGUGAUGUAAAACAAGAGGAAAGUGAUAAAUUGGUUGAAAAGCAGUGGACCAUGCCUUUGGAUGAUGCUGAAAUUGAUGUACUAAUAGAUGUGGAUCAAAAGGACUCAGAUGAGGACGAUUUGACAGAUGUGGUAGGAGACGACUGCGAUGAAGCUGAGGAUGAUGUAAUUGUAGAGCCUCAUGAGGACAUGGAAAUGAAGUCAGCAGUACCUAGUAAUGGCUUUCAGGUGCAUGUGACUAACAAAGGCUUGAAAAGGUUUGUUUGCAACGGGUGCCAGAGAAGCUAUUCCCGCCUGUUUACUCUAAAGGAGCAUUUGAGGUUUUGUGAUGCAAGAGAGUUAAAGCUGCCAAAUGUUACAUCAUCCAAUACGGCUGGGCCGAUUAAAAGGUUUCCAUGUCCUCAGUGUGGUAAGUUCUUUAGCCGCAAAGACAAUAUGAAUAUGCAUCAAAGGAAGUGCCAUCCUGCAACAAACACUGAUUCAGUAGUAAGUAACAGAACAGUGGAGCCUAAAACACCUGUAGCUCAGGAAAACUUAUUCGUCCUGUCACCAUCUACAGAAAGUCAAGCAGUCCGUCAAGAAAGCACUCCGAAUACUAGCAGUAACAGAAACUGGGGGAUCAUGUCACUUCCAUCUGUGCUCCCAAGACGAGUGACGUGCGAAUGCGGAUCCUCGUUCACUUGUCCUCGACUUCUCUUCGAACACCUGCAACAGCAUGCGCAGGAGUCCUACAUUUGUCCACACUGUGGUGAGAACCUACAAUCGUGGAUGGAUUUUGAGGCACAUCAGCAGUUGCACCAAGCUCAGAGCUCUCCAAGUGAGCAAAGAGCUGCCCAGCAGCAACCUCAUUCAUUUUCCCAAGCGCAACCAUCCCGUGCUCUGACUCGGCCGCAACAGUCUCCAGGUUUUCCUGAGCAUAACAUAAAAGCCCAACUGCCUGGACUCUUGGCACCUCAACAUUUGAACAAUAGGCCAAUUCCUGAGGCUCUGACUUGCAAUAAAUGCAAAAAGAACUUCAGUCUCCGCAGAAACUUGUUAAGACACAUACGGUUGCGUUGUAAUGGCGAUACUGCAGAUCAGAAGAAUCACACCUGCUCUCGUUGUGGUACAACAUUCCAAAGCCCAUUGAUGCUUAAAAUUCACAUUCAAAGCAAUACAUGUAAACCUGCAUUUAAACCGAUUCGGUGCCCGGUGUGUGUGCGUUGGUUCAGUUGUCUAGAUGGGCUCAAGAGACACCUGGUCUCACACAGCAGGCAGUCCGUCUUAACAUGUCAGAUUUGUGACCAGAACUGUCCAACCCCUCAGGCACUCGAGGAGCAUAAAAGAAACGUUCAUCGACUCAACAGCGGAAUGAGGCCAGCGGAGAAUGCACAACAACAGCUGCAUCAAGCUGGUGCACAAACCAGUCCAUCUACUCCUACUCCUUUUCAAUGUCACAUUUGUCUUCGCUACUAUCCAAAGCUUCAGUCCCUGAAGGAUCACUUGAGGAAAGUUCAUCGGCCAAAACAGCCGAAACAAACAAAUCGGAGUACCAUAGAACCGGUCCGUUCUGGACCGUUUCAAUGUCAGAUAUGUGACCGCUUCUAUCCUAACAUUAAAUCUCUGAAAAACCACAGAAGAAGAGUGCAUCACAUUGUGGGUGGUGUGUUUCUGCCAUCAAAGGGAACGGAGCAAAACAUCACUCCCAGUCAUUUUCAGUGUCACAUUUGCCCAGGCAGCUAUCCAGAUGAACAGUCCCUCCGAAACCACAGAAGAAGGGUCCAUCAAAUAGUGGAAGGUCAGGACCUGUCGAGGGGAAUCACUCAACACAUUCUAUACAAGUGUCAGAUUUGCCAGCGCGGCUAUCCUGAUGCAGUGUCCCUUAGAAAUCAUAGGAGGAGAGUUCAUCGUAUAUUAGGGCCAGUGCCUGAAACACCACCACCAACAACAACAACAAAUAAUGACACAGAAGAUGUUCUAGAGCAGAAACCGAUACCUUUCCUGUGAACGGUGUUCAUGCUUUCAUAAAAGGUGGAUCUGCUGCUUACGUUUAUUGCUGUAUAUGCAAAAAAAAAAAGUCAUAAGGCAGCACCUGUUGAGUAUAUUAUACCAUUUAGUAGAAGACAAAUAAUUUUGAAUAGUUCAAGUGUCAUAUCUGAUCAGUAGUGUAACAGUUUUUUUGUUGUUGUUAAUACAUUGUUUAGCUUACUCUGUAUUUCAUUGAUGUUGCCUUAAUUUAAUUCAUCUAUUAAAUACAGACCCCCCCCCCCAUACAAACAGAAAGAUUUUUGGCGAAUGCACUGUAUAAAUGUAAAAUAGAACAGUUGAUGGCUGUUUUUAAGGUAGCCAAUGUGUAUUAGUGUACUGUAAAUACAUUUUGAUGUAAACAUGUCCUACGGUGCAUCAAUAAACACAAUGGUGACAUCUUUCCAAGUCUCCAAUAAACCAAUAACAGGUGUGGUCAUACACGUUCCUUUAAAUGUAAACUCUUGAGGGUUAUACUGGGCUAAAUGUUGUAGUAAUAAUGAAACUUGCUGGACACAUCUAAAUGAUAAUGACUGAUGGAGGACUGAACAAAUAAAUAUAUGAGCUGCUUUAAGCAGUGUGCUCAGUCAAAUCUGCAUCUGAUACAAAGCCUCAGGAGGGACACCAAAUUGUCUUUUAAUUCUCAUGUGGUAGUGCUUGUGUAAAGAUUAUUUUGGCAAUGCUUUACAACUUUCUGUAUGUUAAAUUUAGUUUACACAAUAGCAAACAUGAAAAACAUGGGUUUACAUUUUGCAAGGAUAUAAUUUAUUCUAUACUAGUACAUUUUUACCAUACAAAUGAGUAAAUUAAUAUCAGUUUGUAGUAUGUAUUAGGAACAAUUUAAAAUGAUCAAUAGAAGUAGGCUAUAUUUAUAAUUUUACAUUAACUUUGAUUAAAACAUUAUGUAAAUACUGCUAAUGGUUAGUUUGUGAUGCCUGUAAAUGAAUCUACAUGAUACUUAUUUCUGUGUAAAUUAAAUGCAGCAUCAAUCACCCCUUUGUCAUGAUAUGUGCAGUAAGUUUAAUUGCUUUUUAUGUUUUCAUAUGUUUUAUUUAGAAAUUAAUUUCCAUGUAUAAUUUCAUAUUUAAAUUUAAACCAUUUCUGCAGGUGUAAUUUGUUUACCAUGUGUCUCAAAACACUUUGUUUUAUGAAACAUUUUAAUGUAUUUUUUUCUUCUCUUUUUUACUGUUAAUAAAAACGAAUAAAAUUCA